AUGGGCGACCCACCUCCCGAUCCCGCCAUCGUUUCGAGCACCAGGCCGAUGCUGGUCUAUUCGCGUGCAGAGCUCCUCGCGCUGUAUACGAGUCCGCUGGUCCCGAACAAGCUGGAGGGCAUGAAGGAGCUGUCUGAGUGGCAUGGCGACUUCAACGCACCCCCUUCUCCGCCCCAACAGCGCCACGGCCUCCCCUCCCGCCCUGCUGAGCGAUCGCACUCUGAACGCAACCGCCGCCUCAACAACAUCGACUCGUCUCCGUUUGCCAACUUUGGCCGCUUCGGCGUCGACGGCGGUCUCGGAGGUGAACUCGAGGGCGGGAACAGGCGGAGAGGCGGGCGCAGCGGGAAUCCUCUCGCGGAGGGCGACCGAGACCAGGCGCCGCACCUCGGCGGCGGAGGCGGGCGGGACAGGCGAGGCGAGCCGAGCAGUCCGACGAAGGAGCGUGGCCUUGGGUUGCUGAACGAGCGGGAGCGCGGCGACAGGCUCAAGGCGCGGAUUGGUCGAGGCGAGAUGGACGGGAAGGGCGAGAACGACAGGGACUUCAGGAGGCGGGAAACGGACGCUGCGCCUGGCCAGUCCCGGCGGGACCUGCGGCGAGGAGUCGGACCGGAGGACGAGGGCGGGUGGCGCAACGUCGGCAUGUCACGCGAAGAACGCGAGAAGCGCCUCUUACGCGCCCACCCAUCUUCCAACAACGUCAACGCCGACUCGAAUCGCCGCGACCGCGACCGCGAUGCUCCCUCACGUUCGGGUCGUCCCGCCUGGAUGGACGAGGAUUCGCCGCCCGGCACGUCUGGCUCGUCAGCGCCCGCAUGGAUGGACGCUCCCGCGACCGGUGGCCUGUCCUUUGGCUCGGAUGGUCACGUCCUCGAGGACGCCGCACCGAAGGAUGAACUUCCUUCAGGCGGACUCGCUGCUUUUGGCGCGGGUGCUGGCGGCAAGGGCGGGAUGGACGGCCUGCAGGCUUGGAAGGCUCAGAUGAAAGAGCGCGAGAAGCGGGACCGCGAACGGGAGAUGCGCGCAGCAGGGAUCCCCGCAGAACGGGAGGAGGCGAGUCCGCACGAAGAGGCUGCUCUCCAGGCGCCGCCGCCAAAGUCGAUCUUCGAGGAUCUCGGCAUCAGUCGCACGACGGGCGCCCCGCCCGGCUUCGACUCCCCGGGGUCCGCGCAAGACGGCGGUCGCUCGUCACGCUUCGCCAGGUUCUUCGACGCCAAGGCUCCGCCACCGCCUGAACCGGCCUCGCCACAGACCGCAGCGCAGCAGCCGGCGGCGAGCAUCUUCAGUUCGCUCAUGGGUGGAGCGGCGAGUCAACCGACGAGCGGCAGUCCCGCACCGAGCAAGGAGGAUGCGGACAGCAUGGCGAGGUUGCUGGGCAUGCUGCAGGUGUCGGGCGCGAGGUCGUCGUCUCCGGCUGUCGCAAAGCAGACCUCGAUUGCGGACAUGCAGCUGCCGCCUCACCAGCUUACACCUCCAGCAGCGGUCUCUCCGGCGGCGACGAACGACUCGUUCAGGACAGCAGACGACGCCCGCUCGACUAGCCGCUUCCGCUUCUCCAGCAAGUCGUCGACCGCCUCGCCGAGCGCACCGGCUCCUCCCUCGUUGGCGUUGCUCCAGUCACCCUUCCUCGCAGGCGCGAUACCGCCUCCCGCUGCGUCGACAGCAGCAUCUCCCGCACACUCGCACGGCAUCAAGUCUGCCGUCGAACCUCGGUCGCCGCAGCAGCCGCAGCAGCCUCAGCAGCCGCAGCGCUCGCCCGACGUCCGGCGCGAAGGCGAGAACGGCCACGCCUCGUCUCCUCCUCAGCACGCCUUCUCGCCGCCGCCUCCCCCCGGCAUACUUCCUCAAUUCGUCAGCGCCGGUCCUUCGCAGAACGGCAUCCGCCUUCCACCAGGUAUCGGGAGCCAGCUUCCGCCAGGCGUACCGCCUCCUCCUUUCGCGUUCGGUCCUGACGGCCGACCGAUUCCUCCUCUACCCCAUCCCGGACUUCUCCCUCCCUUCGGCCUUCCGAAUGGCAUGUCUCGCGGCGGACCCAUGCCAGGACCUGGGGGACCUCUCUCGCCUCCGCUCGUCAGCCCGAACGGAAUGCCUUCGACAGCAGGACCAGCCUCGCCGACUCAGCACGCUCGCUCGCCAGGUCAAGGUCCGCCGAAUGGCCAGUCUCCCUUCAUGCCGCCUCUCCCGCCGCACAUGCUUUUCCCGCCCGGCGGUCUCCCACCUCCAGGACCGCUCGGCUUCCCUCCUCAACUCCAAGGCGGCCCUCUACCUCCUCACCUCGCCGGUCGCCUCCCGCCCAUGCCGCAUCCUCAUCUCGGCGGGCCAGGCGGUCCCGGUUCUCCUCCACCUCCGCCGAUGUUUACGGCGGGCAACAACCCCGGCGCCGAUCUCAUGGCGCUGCUCAACUCGGGCUCAGGCGGCCAGCGCAUCGGUGCCGACGGGCCACCAGCGGGCGUACAGGUCAGGCAGGGCUGA
Molecule: messenger RNA, 2472 nt
Organism: Rhodotorula toruloides NP11
Lineage: Eukaryota; Fungi; Basidiomycota; Microbotryomycetes; Sporidiobolales; Sporidiobolaceae
Exons: 4
Coding region: 1-2472 (823 amino acids)
Source: RefSeq, a predicted model, not a curated record